This is a messenger RNA of Notodromas monacha, 3650 nucleotides long. The record is from the annotation of a GenBank genome assembly. Lineage: Eukaryota; Metazoa; Arthropoda; Ostracoda; Podocopida; Cyprididae.
GGAAGCGGGAAGAAGAAGCAGAGAAAAAAUAAAUGAAGCCUGGAUGAUGAAGAAUCUUGAAAGUUGAGGGGAAUUCCGUCGCCGGUUUGCUGCUGGAGGCGUCCCCGUCAUAGAGAAUGCGUGUCGCCGCCGUCCUCUUCGCGUGUGUCGCCGUCGUCCAUGGAUUUGCUGGGAAUUUGUUGAACCCAAGAGCAGCAGCUGGGCAGCGCAGUAGUGAGGAGUAUGCAAAGCCACAGACAGCAACUCAGUCCACAACAGACAGUGAGGAUUACAUGGAAGACAAGAAAUCUAAGCAUCCAGGCCACCACCCCACUGUGGGGUACUUCAAAAGACUGUGUGCAGGAGACAAAGGAGUCCUUGAUGAUCAGAAUAGACACAUUCCACCCAUGAGAGAAGAGGAGAUUGAUCAGUGGUUCAAAGUCCAUGAGGUCUUGUGGACUCAUCCACCAACUAUUGUCUACAAGGGCGAGGCCACUGGUGUUCCUGUGAAACACUGUUUCAGAAUGUCCAGCUUAGACUUGGCUCCAGUUUCCAUCUUGUGCCUGGUAUUAGUUUGUGCUAGUGGGGAUCAAAGAAUCAAGAAAACAUCUUCCUCUGUUGUGGGUGACAUAGAUGUCAAUGAGCAUGCUGAGCAGCUGAGAAUAGCAAGACAAAAUGUGUCAAUGACAACAACAGUGGCUCCAUCUAGUUCUUCAAAGCCCCCAGAUACAAAGCCUAUGACCAAUGAAGUUGCAAAGCCCAUUGAUAACACUACCAUGCACUCCACAGUGACUGCUGAUGGUGUCAACACCACCUUGCAUGGUUCAUUUGAAAAUACCACCAUGAGUACCACCACCAUGGCUCCAACAAUGGUGGUCAACACCUCAGCUUCUGUUACAGUGAAUACCAGUGAAACACCUGCUGGUAACAUCACUACCAGCACCACCAGCAGUAAUGCCAUGGAUGAUGCAGGGAAGAAAAUUAAUCCUGAUGGUCUUGAACACAAUGGUACCAGCACUGCUGCAGCAGAAAAAACAAAAAAGUCUGAUAAAAGCAACAAGGAGCCAACAGUGGACCCUGGUGAAACCACAGAGCCAGCCAAUACUCCAAGACUAGUGUGGGUGAAACCCAAGCCAGAGGCCUACAUUGAACAGCAGAGGGUCAAGAGAGACACCCAUCACAAGAUCUUCAAGAAGAGCAGACCCAAAAGGGCUCAUAAUCCAUCUUACUUCAUGAGUUACCCAAACAGAUUCUACCCAAGCUACUUGCCUCAGUUUGUGGCACACUUACCAACUGGAGAUGGGAAAAGGCUGGAACAGGCCCCUCUAAGACAAGACAUAGUGUGGAAAAACAGUGAUUGGUACUCCUCAACAGCUCCUCCUCCUUGGCCCCAAGCCCCCCAGAAAUUCUGUGCCCAGUGUUUCUUCAACUCCCCUUUAUUGAGUACCACUACAGAGGCCAAAAAGCCAGUGUCUGUUAAAAAGAAGAAGUUGGAGGACAGAGCAGAAGUCAGCAAAAACCCCAAACCCAGAAGAAUGGAGUAUCCCAGGGUAACAGCAUUGUCUAUAGAAGAGGUUGAGGGCCUCCCACCUGCCCCAGCCAACCAUCACUACUUACUCAUCUUUGAAGACCCCACCACAAUGCAAUCCUCCUUCUCUCACCAUGAAGGUGUGUUGCAUGUCAAGACACCCACUGCCAAGUUGGCUAUAAUACAUGAUGACUCAGACCCUGAGUUCUCAUCCAUGAAGUCCAAGAAGAAGACAGAAGUUAAUGCUGUGGAGCAAGUGGCCAAAACUGUCAUGAAGGCAGUGGCCAGGCAACAAGCCAUGCAAAAAGAAAUCAAGAGAGAGUGGAAAAGAGAGCUUGCCACUUGGGAAAAGAGGUUCCAGGCUAAAUUAUUCUCUAUUCUCUUGGACAGUGUGCCCCCUAAUAAUAGUGGACAGGUCACCCAAACCCCUGCUGCUCAUUUAGAAGGAUGGACAAAUGACUCACAAACACCAAUCAGGCCAUCCACAGAGAAACCCAUGUCUCCAGCACCUGUGACCAAUGGUGAAGCCACUUCAGCAUUGCAAGUGCUGAUGAAUCAUCCCUCAAAAUCAUCAUCACCCAAGUGGACACAUACCUCUGUCACAAAGCCCAUCCAGCAAAACAACAUUUACCCAGACAAUGGUCUGCAAGAACAACAUCUCAGGAGCAACACAAACAGAAAAGAAUGCCUCAAUCUCUGCUUCAGGAUGCCAAAAAAGCCAAUUACUGAGUCUCCAAGACCCAGUGGAGCUGCUCUGGCAGCCCUGAAGAAGCUGCAGAUUCUUGAAGACAAGCUCAAUGUGAUUCUACAACACCAAAAAUCCACACUGGCCAAAAUGACCGUUGCUCUGGAGCAGGUUCUCCACCAGCAGGGACAUGAAAUGUCGCAGCAGUGUGUGGUGUACUGUGCUUUGCUGCUUUGGUUACCAAUGGUCCUUCAGGCAGAUUUCAAGCAGCAGUAUUUCAAGGAUGAUGAAGAGUCUAAUGAAAAUGAGAUCCUGAUCAGCAGUGCUGGAAUGAGGGUCAGGUCUCUUGGAAAGGAUUCCAGAAAAAUUAAAAGUGGGUUUAAGAACUUUAGGAAGAACCCCUGGGAUUCUGGAGAGUCCCAAGAAGGAUCAAAAAUUUACAGAAGUUACAGACCAGCCAGUCCCAAAUCCUCACUUCAGUCCAAAGAAACAUAUCAUCAGUUUGGCCUAAACAGAAAGCCAACAUUUGCCAAGACCCGGAUUGGAUCCCUUGCAGGAACAUUCAAAAGCGCCUUGAGUGUCCAGGAAGAUUUUAAAAAUUUCAGACGCAUGCCAACCCUCCUCAUAAGGAAAAACCAGGAUGACGAGGACUCCAUGAUAAGAAAACUCUCAGAAGCUGAGGUUGCAGUUGGUCCUCUUGGAGCAGUGGUUGUGCUUGAAAAGGAGAAACUGCUCAAAGAGUUGCAGGAUGAACCCAAGAUCACCAACUCUAUGGACCAUCAUGGUGGAAGAACUGUGUAUAUUAUAAAAGAGUCCAAGACAAAAACAAGUACCACCACUUCAAAAGGCAGCCACAGGGUGGUGAGAAACAAGUACACUCUUUUGGAGCCCCUGGAAGCCAACUUGUACCCUGAUGUCUAUGAAGAACAAGAGUUACCCAGUGGCAAACUUCAGACACUAUUGAGGAAUGGGAUGCCCAUUUUGCACAGUUUCAAAAGUGCCUUGGUCAGGCGCAAAGUGCCCAAUGUAUCACUAUGCAAAAAGGAACCUUUCAAGUUGCUCAUGAACCCUAUCCCUGAUGGAAACAUUUGCAUUAUUCCAGAGAAAAUGAUGGACUCUAGUGAGGAGCACAAAGAAACUCCAUGGUUCAAUGAGACCAAAGUAGUGUUGAUGGCUAGUGCAGUUUCCUCUCUGGACCCUGCAAUUGCUGCAGCCAGAGUCAAUCCCAUUUUGGCCACUAUGCACCUGAAAAGACCAAAGCCUGGUGAGAGCAAAAGCAGCAGUUCCAGCAGUGAGGAAGAUACCAGGUCUGUGUGGGACAAGUACAACAGUUACAUGAUCAGAAGUCCACCAUCCACCAACCAUGUCAGCCUCGCGUUUCUGUGUCGACAGCAGCGAAUCGACAGCGACGUCGACGAGUGCGUGACCCAGCAAUUCAAUGCCUCCAAGAAUUCAUAG